Molecule: messenger RNA, 372 nt
Organism: Chaetomium globosum CBS 148.51
Lineage: Eukaryota; Fungi; Ascomycota; Sordariomycetes; Sordariales; Chaetomiaceae
Exons: 1
Coding region: 1-372 (123 amino acids)
Source: RefSeq, a predicted model, not a curated record
AUGCCACCCCUCCCCAUCCAUAUACCCCAGCACGUUCUCCAGCCCGUACAGCGCGAGCCCGAACGGAAGGACCCGCGCCUCGGCCCAGUCCACGACGCCUGUCAGCCGGCCCGUGGCGGGGUCGAUCAGGAGAUUCAUCUCGCAGAGGUCGCCGUGCGUGAGGGCGAGGGGGAGGGAGGUGAAGACGGUGGGGAGGUGGUGGAGGAGGGUGGUGAGCUGGGGGGUGAAUCGCGAGGGGAGGGUGGUGGAGAGCGUGGUGAGGGCUUGGGUGAACUCGGCGAGGAGAGGUGGGGUGGUCGUUGGGGUUGGGGAGGGUGGUUGUUGGGCGCUGUUCCAGGAUUGGGCGAAGAACCUGUUGGGGGGAUGGGUUAG